Messenger RNA from Manihot esculenta (cassava), 1952 nucleotides. RefSeq names its product bifunctional 3-dehydroquinate dehydratase/shikimate dehydrogenase, chloroplastic. The transcript is spliced from 11 exons. The record is from RefSeq and is a predicted model, not a curated record. The coding region runs from base 138 to 1754 and encodes 538 amino acids. Gene Ontology annotation, biological process: shikimate metabolic process; chorismate biosynthetic process. Gene Ontology annotation, molecular function: shikimate 3-dehydrogenase (NADP+) activity; 3-dehydroquinate dehydratase activity; NADP binding. NCBI's taxonomy places the organism in Eukaryota, Viridiplantae, Streptophyta, Magnoliopsida, Malpighiales, Euphorbiaceae.
UUCUAGUCAUUGUCAUCCUUUCCCUGCAACCACACGACACCGUUUGCCAUGCAUUUCUGUUUCGAAGCCACCAGCCCACCACCUAACGCACAUUGUCCUCUCUUCCUCUCUGAGAGUCAAGCAUUGCAACAGUGAAAAUGGACUCCGGCGGCAGCGUCUUGUUGGCUUCAUCUUCUACUGCUGCGGAGCAAAUCGGUGGUGGUGGAGUAGGAGGUAUGAGGAAAAAUCCCACUAUGAUUUGUGCUCCAAUCAUGGCGGAUUCCGUCGAUAAGAUGAUCGUUUAUUUGGAUAAGGCCAAAGCUACCGGUGCUGAUCUCGCGGAGAUUCGAUUAGAUAGUUUGAAGAGCUUUAAUCCUGAUGAAGACCUUCAAAUCCUUACAACACGCUCUCCUUUGCCCACUCUUUUCACUUACAGACCUAUUUGGGAGGGAGGUCAGUAUGAAGGUGAUGAAACCAGUAGAUUGGAUGCGCUUAGAUUAGCCAUGGAAUUGGGAGCUGAUUAUAUUGAUGUUGAGCUUCAGGUUGCUCGUCAGUUCAAUGAUUCCAUACGCGGAAGAAAGCCUGCUAAGUGCAAAGUCAUUGUUUCUUCUCACAACUAUCAAAGCACUGCCUCCGUUGAGGAGCUGGGGAAUCUUGUGGCAAAAAUACAAGCUGCUGGAGCUGACAUAGUGAAGAUUGCAACAACUGCCUCGGAUAUUGCUGAUGUUGCACGGGUUUUCCAAAUAACUGUCCAUUCUCAAGUUCCAAUAAUUGCAAUGGUUAUGGGUGAAAGGGGUUUGAUUUCACGGGUACUUUGUGCAAAGUUUGGUGGGUACUUAACUUUUGGCACCCUAGAGUCAGGAAUAGUUUCUGCUCCUGGUCAACCAACGAUCAAGGAUCUGCUGGAUCUAUACAAUUUUAGACUAAUUGGACCUGAUACAAAAGUGUAUGGCAUUAUUGGCAAGCCUGUUGGCCAUAGCAAAUCUCCUACUUUAUACAAUGAAGCAUUCAAGUCUGUUGGAUUCAAUGGUGUGUAUAUGCAUUUGUUAGUGGAUGACAUAGCCAACUUUUUUCAGACUUUCUCAUCCACAGAUUUUGCUGGAUUCAGCUGCACAAUUCCUCAUAAGGAAGCUGCCUUGAAGUGUUGUGAUGAGGUUGAUCCAGUUGCGAAGUCAAUAGGAGCCGUUAAUUGCAUUAUAAGAAGACAAAGUGAUGGGAAGUUAUUUGGUUACAAUACAGACUAUGUUGGUGCAAUUUCUGCUAUUGAGGAGGGACUGCAAGGUUCACAAAAUAAAAUUGGCGUAACUGUUUCACCUUUAGCUGGCAAGCUUUUUGUGGUCAUUGGUGCUGGUGGUGCAGGAAAGGCACUUGCAUAUGGUGCAAAGGAAAAAGGCGCAAGGGUUGUGAUUGCCAAUCGCACCUAUGAACGAGCAAAAGAACUUGCAGACAUAGUGGGAGGAGAUGCUAUAUCUCUUGCUGAUUUGGAUAAUUUCCAUCCAGAGGAUGGCAUGAUUCUUGCAAACACUACGUCUAUUGGAAUGCAACCAAAAGUGGACGAGACACCAGUUGCUAAGCCUGCUUUGAGAUACUACUCCCUGGUCUUCGAUGCUGUUUACACCCCUAAAGUUACCAGACUGUUGAGAGAAGCGGAGGAAUCUGGAGCCAUUACAGUUUCAGGGUUGGAGAUGUUUAUUGGGCAGGCAUAUGAACAGUUUGAGAGGUUCACUGGAUUACCUGCACCCAAGGAGCUCUUUCGGAAAAUUAUGUGCAAGUAGUAGUGGUGUCUAAUGGCUAAUCUUAUGAAUGUGGCUGGAUUUUGUUUUCGAUGGUUGAAUUAAAACAUCUCCUCCUCCUCUUCGGAGAUUGUUGACGGAGGAACAAAAGAAAAUGCUUUUGCAGUUUGACAUUAAUUUUCUAAAACUCUUUUUUUUUUUUUUGGCUUCAUUGAAAUAUAAUACAAUUUCUUCCCUCUA